AUGUCGCGGCCGUCGGCACUCCGCAAACCGCUUCUCUACACACCGGCAUCGUCGACAGGGAGGCCCGCAUCGUCCCCGCGACGACGGCAGCGGCAGCCGCUGCAACCACGCGGGUCUGCCUCGACCAUCGCUGACUCCCCUAGACGUCUCAUCUCGUACUACUUGUCCAAGGCGGCGUACAACACGCGCGCGGAGGAGAACAGAGGCGACGGCGUCGCCUCCGCUAUCGCCAGCGACGGCGAUGAUGUUGUGGACGAACGGACGAAACGCGCCGACUACGACCAAGGCGCCGCUGAGCAUGAUCUACAAACGCCGCCGUCAUACUUCUCAGAGCCUCUCCGGCCUCUGCCGUUCUGGAGCAUGCAAAACAACACUGGCACCUCGAUAACCGCCUCACCUCCCUCUCCGCGCCGCCGCCCGACCGCUACCGUGGUGCCGUCUAAGGCAGGCUCCGUCAGCAUGGCCACCACCACCCGACAAGCGGAGAGAAGCAACGACCUCAGUGAGAGGCAGGCGCUGGCGGAGCUGCGCACCCCACUGCCAUCCGCGGCGCCGGCGUGGCUACCAGCUACUCCGACGUCCCCCGUGUCGCAGCCCGCCGUGUACACAGAGGAGCAACGCCGCGUGUUCGAGGCACAGGUGAUGCAGCAGGUGGAGGCACUCCUUCAGGCACAGCAGAGCGAGUGCCGCGCCGAACUGGAGGCGUAUCGUGUGACGGCCGCAGAGGCCCAGGCCACGCUGCAGGCAGUGGAAGCGGCCUUGGGAGAGCAGAUCAGUGCUAUGCAGCGCGGCAACAGCGGCAAAGUUGAAGGCACCAGUACAGGCGUGAACGACCGUCGCGAUGACUGUGUUUCGGCCGGCAGGCCCUCUCCCACACCGGAAGCGCUGUCGCCGCGGUCGCUAGCUCUAUCAGUGGAUGCACUGGCUUUUGAGAUGUCCCGUGUCGCCGCCGCGGCGGCGACGCCGGCCACAGAAAAGCUGCUCGACGGUAUCAUGAGCAUUCAAGACGGCCAGCACGUUCCGACGGUGCUACAGAGGGUUAUGGAGCAACUCUACCAUGACCUCGCGCGUGCGCUGGCCCCAGCAGUCAUGGACUUUGUGAGCCAACAGCAGCAGCAGCUGCUGCACGAGGAAUGGACUGCCGCGGCAAUGAAGACCCGUGCGUCAGCUGCCCAUGCGACGCACAACGAUGCACCUUGCGACGCUGAUGAACUAUUGCGCGCGCAGGCAGAGGUAGCAGCACUUCAGGAGGAGGUCCACGCGCUUCGUCGUACGCUGUGUAGCCGAGACUCUGACUUCGCCAGCGAAGACGCCAGCUCCACUAAUGGCCUUGCCCCUUCCACGCCCUUCAUCAUGGCGCCCAAUGCACAGAAGCACCCCUCGCAGGAGGAUCUGGUCUAUGCGUUGCAGAAUCGCUUGAUUUCCGAGUGCCAUGCCAUGCUAACGCGCAGCCGCCACGAGGCGCUCUUGCUGCGCCGCUCACUGGAGGAGGAGAAGCGUCAGCACUUUCUGACGCGCUUGCGCCUGCUGAAGCCUACGCAUCCUCUCGCACCUCAUAGAGCGAGCGCUGCUGCCUCAACCGCUGCCGCUGCUUCUGGCCAUGUUCGGUCUCACAAUGCCCCUGCUAGCUUACGGGUGGACCUCGGCGGCAGCGGCGGCGUUGAUGUGUCUCCCGGGUCACACAGCGGUAGCGGUUCUUCGCCAGUGAUGCAUGGCUCAUCGGCAACGCGCAGCCCGACCUCACCCACUCCCGAUGCCGGUGGCUCGCCUCACUCGCAAGCGCACGCGACAGCCAGGCAGUCGGCGGGCCCCUUACUCAGUGCCGCGCAUACAGCAGCCCCACAUCGCUGGACUCCCGUGCGCAGCCCGCUUUCGCUUGCAUCUCACAGCGGAGGGGCAGCCGAGCACGGCAGAGAUGGUGAUGCGGGGGACAAUGCUCCUGCGGAGCAGCCACCUGCGCCGCGGCACAUGUCCUCGCCGUCAUCUCAACUGCUAUCCACGGGCCCUAGCCGCGCAGCGCCACGCACUGCGCCAUCUCUUCAGACUGCCAUGCGAGUCGCAGAUGAGGUUCUGCGCACGACAGCACCCGCUACGCACACCGCCAGAGAACCAGUCCAUCCGUAUUAUCGGGAAGAGGGAGGCGGUGUUGCGGGGACUUGGCAACACGGCUGCUGUAGCGGGGAUGUGAGCGGGGUCCCUCAGGAGAAUGGCGGCGGAGCCCUGUUUUCUCGGCAACGCGGAGAGCCCCUUGGACAGCCGCCACGCGCGCGGGAGCAUUCUGUGUCUUCCCUCGAUUCCUCUGACUCUUUCAAGGAGGUCGUGCGCUGCACAGCACCGUCACUCAUGUCUGAGAGUCUGACGGGCGCCGCCUCACGCGGCGGGCCUUCUAGAUCGUCCUCCACCCACGUGGUGGGCAGACACGAGAGCAACACGAGCACUGGCAUGGCCCCGAUGCCGAGCUCUACACUCGCAAGGUCGUGGGACGGCUUGGCUACUGCUGCUGAAGCGGCGCCGGCGCCGCCCAGUGCCGCUUACGAGCGACGAGUCUGGAACAAGGCAGUAGAACUGCUGAGCCGCUACUCCAUCGCGUAG
Leishmania major strain Friedlin is the source of this 2592-nucleotide messenger RNA. RefSeq lists its product as hypothetical. Lineage: Eukaryota; Euglenozoa; Kinetoplastea; Trypanosomatida; Trypanosomatidae. Bases 1 to 2592 code for a protein of 863 amino acids. The record is from RefSeq and is a predicted model, not a curated record. The transcript has a single exon.